AUUCAUAUUCGUUUUCAUACAGGCUCCAAAGGAUGAUUUAUCAACGGAUCCGCCGUGCCAUUCUCGAGCAUGUGCUAUCCAGGACUGCCUAGCCAAGAACUCUUACAAUGAAGCCAAGUGCAGAUCACAGGUUGAUGCCUUGUACGAAUGUUGCAACCGGUUCUACGAAAGAUUUGGCGAUGAUGCACAGAGUGCAAGUUGCCCGAAGCCGAAUCUGCUGAGGCUGAAGAUGAAGCAAAGGGCGGAAGAGGUUGGCUCUAAGUGAGCUGGCAACAGAUCACCUGGAAAUCCACAAUGUUGCCAGAUCCAUGUACAUAGCCUUUUCUUCCUCGUCACUGGGCGCAAAUUUCCCAGUCAGACUCCUCUUACUCUACUUAAUGUAUCCCAGAUUUCCUCAGCUAGGUAGAGAUCAUCUAUGUAAGCUAGGUAGAGAUCAUCUAUGUAUACCUAUAUGUGGUACCUAUCUUGUAACCCUUCAAGUUUACUGCCCACCCUCAAGCCGGUUAAGGUCAGGGGACAUGAACAGGAAGAGUGUUUUCUCUUGGCGAUCAUGAGCGCGCAGAGAGAUCCGAUGGACCUGAACAAGCAAUGAUGGUUACUCCAUAGAGGAGGCUUAUUCCGAGACUCUAAUUAGAUGGCCGAUGACAUUAUGU
This is a messenger RNA of Amorphotheca resinae ATCC 22711, 653 nucleotides long. RefSeq lists its product as hypothetical. The transcript has 3 exons. Lineage: Eukaryota; Fungi; Ascomycota; Leotiomycetes; Helotiales; Amorphothecaceae. The record is from RefSeq and is a predicted model, not a curated record. Bases 309 to 554 code for a protein of 81 amino acids.